Pygoscelis adeliae (Adelie penguin) is the source of this 1892-nucleotide messenger RNA. It is a transcript of the gene DHFR, whose product is annotated as dihydrofolate reductase. Gene Ontology annotation, cellular component: mitochondrion. Bases 23 to 484 code for a protein of 153 amino acids. Lineage: Eukaryota; Metazoa; Chordata; Aves; Sphenisciformes; Spheniscidae. Gene Ontology annotation, biological process: tetrahydrofolate biosynthetic process; folic acid metabolic process; glycine biosynthetic process. Gene Ontology annotation, molecular function: dihydrofolate reductase activity; NADP binding. The transcript is spliced from 5 exons. The record is from RefSeq and is a predicted model, not a curated record.
UGAGUACAAGUACUUCCAGAGAAUGACUAGCACAUCCCAUGUGGAAGGUAAACAGAAUGCCCUAAUAAUGGGUAAAAAAACCUGGUUCUCCAUUCCUGAGAAGAAUCGUCCUUUAAAAGACAGAAUUAAUAUAGUGCUCAGCAGGGAGCUCAAGGAUACCCCAAAAGGAGCACAUUAUCUUUCCAAAAGUCUGGAUGAUGCUUUAGCUCUUUUGGAUUCACCAGAGUUAAAAAGUAAAGUAGACAUGGUUUGGAUCAUCGGAGGGACUUCAGUUUACAAGGCAGCAAUGGAGAAGCCAAUUAAUCAUCGAUUGUUUGUGACAAGAAUUUUGCAGGAAUUUGAAAGUGACACAUUUUUUCCAGAAAUCGACUACAAAGAUUACAAACUUCUCACUGACUACCCAGGUGUCCCUGCUGAUAUGCAAGAAGAGAAUGGCAUCCAGUACAAAUUUGAAGUGUAUGAAAAAGCUGUCUUGGCACAAUAAAUGAGGCUUUCUGUACUUCUGUGUAAGGGCAGGAUUUUUAAAUCAUGAAGUCUUAUUGAGUGCAAAUGCAUAUUAAAUUAUUGAGAGAAAAUCCUGCUUGAUAGUACAAUGCCUCAGUAAUGAAUGAUUCCAAAAAACACACCCCACACUCUGAAUAUACACCCUGCAGUGGAAAUAUGAAGGUGGUCAGCAGCGUGAAAGAGGUAGCCCUAAGGAAUACUGCAACUAAGGUUGCAUGAGACCUUGUAUUGAUCUUUACAAUCCAUGGCAGCACCCCUAACAAUUCCAUGAUUAAUGGAAGGCAUUAAACUGCGUCAGAACCUUUCUACCUAAACAAAGGUUUUGAGUAUCUCCUAACUCAAAACGUCCGACAUUGAGAAAGUGUCAAAACUCCUGAGUUUAACUGGGGUGGUAUAUACAUUUAUAACAAUCUUUAAAACAUACUGGUAUAGAGGAAAAGGUAAUCAAGUUUGAAAGCAUAACAAGAGAAAUGGAGUCUGGAAGUCUCAGGUAGCAGUUGAGGGAUACAUUGAUCCUUCAUGGAAGUCUUCUCUUGUCAUCUUAACCAUCCUGGGUACACAGCCUACUUCAAGCCUUUUGGCUGAAAACACUGACUUACAGAUUAAUCUGAUAAAGAAGUUUUAACAUUUCCAUUAACAUCACACCCAUGUAAAGGCUUGCUGCCCUUAUAAAAAGUUGCUAUGUCAGUUCGACCGUGGCCACUUUGCAGUAUAAGAACACAAACAUUGCUUUCUUAACAGAUUCUGUGUUCUUAUGUCCAUUCUCAGUGUUACCAAUGCAGAUGCAGAGUCUUAAUUUGUUGGUGUGAUUCUGAAUAUUCUGUGUUGCAUACAAAUAUGGAUUAUAAGCAGAUAGCGGGGUCCUGUUUCCUCUCUCAUUAAACAUAGCUAGUAUAAUAAUGUUUUGCGUUGCUAUUGCCUAAAAGUAGCGAGCAAUAUACUGGUGCUGUAGUAACACUGCGAUUGUAAUGGCGUAUAAUGCCAAGUGUUGACCAAAGUUUAUUAUUGCCAAUAUUAUCACAACAUUAUCAGUAAUAUUAGUCUGUUGCUAUGCUCUGACUGUGGGGGGUUUGUCAGAUGGCAGAGGACUUCAUAUAUGAAGUGUCAUGGAGAGGAGCGAGGAUGUACCGUGCCCAUCUAUGCUUCCUUGUGCUGCAGCUGCCACCCUGAGAGUGAUAGCCUACAAGGAGGGAGACCUGCCUCCCUUUCAUUGCAGAUCAGUCUGAGACAUGAAGAGCGAAAAAAAAAGGUUUUAAAAAAAAAAAAUCAACCCUCAAAAUUCUGCUGACUGUUUCCCCAAAGCAUUUUAAAAGCUUUGUCUUAUGGAGCAGUAUUGUGGGAGAUCCAAGAAAUAAUGCUUGUCCUUUAAUGUCACACUGAGGCCCGGU